Molecule: messenger RNA, 3005 nt
Organism: Megalopta genalis
Lineage: Eukaryota; Metazoa; Arthropoda; Insecta; Hymenoptera; Halictidae
Source: RefSeq, a predicted model, not a curated record
UACAUAUGUAUAUAACUUGGUUGUAUUGUAUCGCACAUACAUACUGCUUUUAUUCCACGUGGUUUUGCUGUCUCUAUCGAGUUAGGUUAUUUACAUCCAGAAUAUACAAGUCUUUAUUUAUUACACGCGUUUGCUUUUAUGUUAAUUAUUACAUAAAUAGCAAUGCCACAAAUGAAACAAAGUGAUUUGAAUGCUUGGAAACCUCUAACAUUAGAGGGUUCUGUAUUUUCUGGCGGUAUUGAUGGUUUAAUUGGUGUAGAAGAAUUAACUGAUUAUAAAUUAGAAAAGAAAAAUAAUAAGACGAAAAUUGUAAUUUGUGAUGUAGGAAGUGAAACUAGUAAAGAUAAGGUAUCUUUAAAACGUAAAAGUUUAAAUGAAUGGCAAGAAGAUACCAUAGAUGAUAAUGAGCCAGAACUUAGGAAAACAAAGCCGAGAAACCAUAAAGACGGUAUCAUUAAGAAAAAGAAAAAGAAAACAGAAAGAAAUGGAAAUGUUGAUUUAAGUUUGAAAUCUGGUAAAAAAGAUCAAUCUCACAGUCAAAAUGAUGAUAGUGAAAGUGAGAUGGAUCAUAAAGAUAACACCAUUAAGAAAAAGAAAAAGAAAACAGAAAGAAAUGGAAAUGUUAAUUUAAGUUUGAAAUCUGUUAAAAAAAGUCAAUCUCACAGUCAAAAUGAUGAUAGUGAAAGUGAGGUGGACCAUAAAGACAGCACCAUUAAGAAAAAGAAAAAGAAAAAGAAAACAGAAAGAAAUGAAAAUGUUGAUUUAAGUUUGAAAUCUGAUAAAAAAAGUGAAUUUCAUAAUCAAAAUGAUGAUAGUGAAAGUGAGGUGGACAAUUUUAACAUGCAAGCAUGGAGUGUAUUAGGAGUACCCAAAAUGAUAAUAAAAGCAUUAGAAGAUCAACAAUUUUAUUCACCUACUACCAUUCAGAUGUUAACUUUGCCACCAGCAAUAUUAGGCCGCAGAGACAUACUAGGUGCUGCUGAGACAGGUAGUGGAAAAACAUUAGCUUUUGGGAUUCCUAUAUUAAAUGGCAUUUUGGAGUUAAAAAAUAAAUCAAUCAUUGAACCUAGUAACAAUUCUAUAAGCAAACUUAGUAAUAAGAGUAGAAAUGAAGGUUGGACUUGUACAGAAAGUAAAACUACAGAAAAUGAUAACAGUUCUUCAGAAUCUGAUUAUGAAGAGGAUGAUGAUGUUGAUAAAAAUAAUAUUGGUUGUGUACGAGUAAUCAAUAAUAUAGAAAUUAGUAAACCUCAGAAUUAUGCACAGAAACCUUUAUAUGCAUUAAUUCUAACGCCAACUCGUGAAUUAGCUAUUCAAAUAAAAAAUCAUUUGACUAAAGCAGCUAAAUAUACUGAUAUUAAAAUAGCAGUUGUGUUAGGUGGAAUGGCAGAAGUCAAACAGGAAAGAAUAUUGCGUAAGGGUCCAGAAAUUGUAAUUGCUACACCUGGUCGAUUAUGGGAAUUGAUACAGAUGGGUAAUCCCCACCUGAAUCAAGUGGAGUCCAUUAAGUACUUUGUUAUUGAUGAAACAGAUAGAAUGUUAGAAAGAGGUCACUUCCAAGAACUACAGCAACUACUGGAAAAAAUAAAUAUGAACAAAGAUUCGUUACAAAAGCGACAAACAUUUGUCUUUUCUGCUACAUUAACUAUGGUGCACGACAUUCCAGAGCAUUUACACAAGAAGAAGAAGAAUUAUAGAAAUAGAAUAUUUAAGUUAACAUCUGGUCAGAAAUUACAAAAAUUUAUAGAUUUAAUUGGAAUAAAAAAUCCGAAGAUUGUUGAUAUUACGAAGGAGUCAGGUACCGCUAGUAAUUUGACAGAAUGUAGAAUAGUGUGCACAAUAGAUCAUAAGGAUUAUUAUCUUUAUUACUUCUUAAAAAGAUAUACUGGGAGGACACUAGUGUUUUGCAAUAGUAUUGGUUGUGUAAAACGUUUAGCUACCCUUUUUGGCAUACUGAAUUGUAAACCUAUGCCACUCCAUGCUAACAUGCAACAACGGCAGCGACUGAAAAAUCUUGAGAGAUUUCAGGCAGAUGAGAAUGGUUUAUUAAUAGCUACGGAUGUAGCUGCAAGAGGCUUGGAUAUACCAAAUGUAGAACAUGUAAUACAUUAUCAAGUACCUAGAACGAGUGAGAGCUAUGUACAUAGAAGUGGGAGAACCGCAAGAGCUCAGAAGGAAGGUCUAACAGUUCUUAUGAUGGAACCGUCUGAGAAACAGUACUAUACUAAAUUAUGUAAAACCCUCGAUCGCACGGAGGACUUACCCGUAUUUCCGAUAGUUGACAGACUACUUAUCGCAGUCAAAGAAAGGGUUGAUGUUGCUAGAGAUAUUGAUAAAUUGGAAUUAAAAUGUCGUAGGGAUACUUCGAAGAAGAGCUGGUUAUUGAAAGCGGUGGAGGAGAUGGAUUUGCUUCUAGAUGAGGAUGAAGAAGAAUUACAAUCGGAAACAAAAGAAUUGGCAGAUAUGAAGCGUCAGUUAAAAAUGAAAAGACGUUAUUUAGAUUCUCUUUUAUUGAAACCAUUGUUUCCAAAAGGAUUUUCUGGGAAAUAUCUAGAUAUCAACAUCGAAUCUCCGUUAGCUAACGACAACGAAAAAGCUGUCAAUAUUAUGAAAAAGGUCAUAGAGGAAAUUCCACAGAAACAGAAGGAAAGGAACAAACUAUCUAGUAGAAAGAAGACUAUCUUGAAGAAUAAAAUAUUGAAAAAGAAGAAGAAGAGUUUAAAAGGCAACAAAACGAACAAAACAGAGCAUACCGCUUCAAUUAGGGAAAAUAAACGGAAAUAAAUAUUUCGUACAUUUGUAUGUACCUAGUUUAUUGCUUACAUUCGGUUUCCUACGUAAUUCUUCAUAUUCUGUAUCACAUCAACUGGAACGAGUUUUUAAUAGAGCAAUUCGAAUUUUUCCAUAAACGAGCGCGUCACGAAGGCAGAUAUUGUAGCGACUUUAUUUACUGACCAGAAACGCAUAACGCCGCGUGCGAUUUAAAUUACAAUUUUAACGAUUAA